Ambispora gerdemannii is the source of this 1026-nucleotide messenger RNA. The record is from the annotation of a GenBank genome assembly. NCBI's taxonomy places the organism in Eukaryota, Fungi, Glomeromycota, Glomeromycetes, Archaeosporales, Ambisporaceae.
AUGGCUUAUUUCGCAUCAACCCCACCGCCAAACGACUACAUAAAAGCCGACUCACGAAUGUUCUUUUCAUAUCACCCAGAAAAUACCACCUUUCAAUCGGGGUACCUUGGAAUAAGUCCCACCACAAUAUCCGGCACGCUUCACGUUCGAUUUCCGGAAGCCGUCGAAGCGAAGAACGUUAUACUGAAAUUUAUCGGCCGGGAGGCGGUCGAGUGGGUGGAGUUGAAAAAGGUGCGCGCGGAAAAAAUCAUAAUCGACAAGAGUAUUUAUUUGUGGCAGUCGAACACGGAGGUCGGACAUGAAUUGAUUACGGAUUUAGAUUUGCCAUUCGAGUUUGAUGUGCCGAGUAAUGCUUUCGAGUCUUUUAGCGCGGAUUUUGGUAAUGUGAUGUAUACGUUGCGUGCGACUGUUAAUCGUAAACCAAAGAAAAAGAAAACUUGGUGUGAAGUAAAUGUACCAAUUUGGCGAUGGACUAUUCCGGAUGAAGAAGAAUUGAGACCGUUAGUAAUCAAGUCACGUGCGAGACCACGUAAAGUUCCAUUAACAUGGAAGGCUGUUCUCCCACAAACAUUCUUUGACGUCAAUAAAGACAUGCUGAUUAAGUUACAACUCACGGCACACAACCCAGCACUUCGAAUCAAGAAAAUUAGUGCGUAUCUAAAAACUUACGUGAACUAUACCGUGGAUGAUCGUGCAGUGAGUCCCGUGAAUUCCUCCAGACGAUACUCGAAACAUGAAAUCUACGGAAAGGAUAUCAUGAUGACGCCGAUGGGUCCGGACACGAUAUUUGAAGCAAACGUCGUGGUCAAGAUUCCAGGGAAUGUUUCUCCCACCUGUAAGACAAAGUAUAUCACGGUCAAGAAUGAUAUACAGAUUAAGGUUUCAUUUGAGCGGUCGAGUCAUCAUGUGCUUAUUAUGCGGGAAAUUCUUGUGGGCAGAAACUUAUUGGUAGAUCGCUCUGCAGCUCCUAUAAGAGAUUCUUUGAAUUACUCGGAUCUUUUACCGAGUAUACCGAUGGAAAAUUAA